GUUUCAAUCUCUGUAUUUCAGCCUUCUCUCUCUUAUCUUUAUAUAAACACUAAAACUUUCUCCCCUAUACUCCCUUUUUUCCUUCCCUCACCCUCAUCCUUUUGUUCAUCUUCUCCUCCUAUUAUUCCCAUGUCUUCAAGCUCUAGACUUGUUCCCAAACCUUGACGAGCCAGCCAAUCAUAUUUACUUAUAUACAUAUAUUAAUUGUGGAGGAUUAUCACUCCUUUCCUUUCCACUGAAUUCUCAGGAUCCACUUGAUCAUCCCAAGAUCAUCAAUACCCCAUUUUUCCCAGAAAGUUCUGGAAUGGGUUGAUUUAAAGUCUGGGGAUUUAUUCUGGAGAAUAAGUGAAGAGAAAAAGUAGAAAACAACAUUAGAAUUAAGCAAAGAAAACAACAUACGAUGGCGACGUACUUUCAUGGGAACCCUGAAAUCCAAGCAAGUACUGACGGCCUUCAAACCCUUGUACUUAUGAACCCUGCCUAUGUUCAGUAUUCCGAUACCCCUCCACCGCCCCAGGCCAGCAACCUCCUUUUCUUCAACCCUAACUCCCUCUCUCCGCCCCAAACUCAGCAACUCGUCGGCAUCCCCCUCCCCGCUACCUCAGCUGCCAAUCAAGGCCCUACCUCACACGAUAUCUCCCCCUUGCAUGGCCUCGUCCAGCGCGUCCAUUACAACAUGUACAACCCUAUUGACCCUUCCGGAUCGGCGCGUGAAACUCCUCGCGCUCAACAAGGACUCUCUUUGACCCUUUCUUCCCAGCAGCAGCCGGGUUAUGGAUCCCAGGCUCAAGCAGUUUCAGGCGGGUCGGCUUCUUCGGGUUCAGGCGUGCACAAUAGGGUGUCGGGUGUGCAAAGUGUGUUUUUGAGCUCUAAAUACUUGAAGGCUGCUCAAGAGCUUCUUGAUGAGGUUGUUAAUGUUAACACUACUGGGAUUACAAAGAGUGAAUUAUUGGCUAAGAAGGGUGGUGGUGGAAAUAAUCAUAGCAAUAGCAGUAGUAAGGCUAUGGGAGAGUCGUCGGUGGUGGCCGGGGAUGGCUCUGGUGGUGGGGAGGCAGGUGAGAAACACGUCGCAGAGCUGACCACGGCUGAGAAACAGGAAAUUCAGAUGAAGAAAGCAAAGCUAAUUAACAUGCUUGAUGAGGUGGAACAAAGGUAUAGGCAAUACCAUCACCAGAUGCAGAUUGUAACAUCCUCAUUUGAGCAAGCAGCUGGAAUUGGGUCAGCAAAAACAUACACAGCUCUUGCAUUAAAGACCAUUUCAAAGCAAUUUCGGUGUUUGAAAGAUGCAAUAACUGACCAAAUCCGAGCAGCCAACAAGAGUUUAGGGGAAGAAGAAGAUGGUGUAGGCGAAGCAGCCAAAAUCGAGGGAUCCAGACUUAAGUUCGUGGAUCAUCAUCUUCGACAGCAAAGAGCACUUCAGCAGUUGGGAAUGAUCCAGCACAAUGCUUGGAGACCCCAGAGAGGAUUGCCUGAAAGAUCAGUUUCUGUUCUUCGAGCUUGGCUCUUCGAACACUUCCUUCACCCGUAUCCUAAAGAUUCAGACAAACACAUGCUUGCAAAACAAACAGGGCUCACUAGGAGUCAGGUGUCUAACUGGUUCAUAAAUGCCCGAGUUCGGCUAUGGAAGCCAAUGGUGGAAGAGAUGUAUUUAGAGGAAACCAAGGAGCAAGAACAGAAUGGUACUUCAGAUGACAAAACAAGCAAGACCGAAAACCAUGAAGAUUCAGCAUCCAAAUCCACAGCUCCAAGCUGCCAAAAUCCUGGGGAGAACCAGAAAGUUUCAUCAAUGUCCAUUUCCACUGCUUCAACGUCUCCCCUUGCAGGAAAUGCACACCAGCAGUCGCGUUUCUCCCUCAUUGGGUCAUCCGAAUUAGAAGGGAUCACCCAAGGAAGUCCAAAGAAACCAAGGAGCAAUGAACUGUUGCAGUCCCCAACUAGUGUCCAAUCCAUGAACAUGGACAUGAAUCAAAGUGAGGCAAGCAAUGAGGUUUCCAUGAAGUUCAGAAAAGAUGGGUACUCAUUCAUGGGGACCAACACCGAUUUCAUGGGAGGUUUCGGGCAGUAUCCUAUCGGAGAAAUCGGACGGUUCGAUGCAGAACAGUUCGCUCCAAGGUUUCCUGGUAAUGGUGUUUCCCUCACACUCGGUCUUCCGCACUGUGAAAACCUUUCCUUAUCUGGAGCCCAUCAGAAUUUGAUCCCAAACCAAACAAUGCAAAUGGGGAGAAGGCUAGACAUUGAUGAACCAAAUGAGUUUGGUGCCAUAAACCCUCCCACACCUCACUCUUCGGCUGCGUAUGAGAGCAUCAACCUUCAUAACAGAAAAAGGUUUGUAGCCCAAUUAUUACCGGACUUCGUCGCCUGAAGAACGUGAUUCGAACCAGACAAACAUAUAUAUCUUUCACUAUUUUCAUUUCUAUCCAUUAGGGAACAAGGGAAAUGCAUGGUAUAGUGUAAAGAAGAAAUUUCUCCUAGUAUAGGCUUUAUACUUUGCAUAGCGCAAUUUGAGUCCUUCAAACAUUUCAGGAUCUCACCAUAUAUAUUUGAGAGGAUUGUAUAUUAAUUUUAUAAGUUUUGGGGAUUGGUUUAGAUGGAUCGAUAUCAUCAAAUUAGUUUAUUUGGGAAUAAUGACAUUAAAAUUUUAGUCAA
This is a messenger RNA of Gossypium raimondii (Peruvian cotton), 2646 nucleotides long. Its product is annotated as BEL1-like homeodomain protein 1. The transcript is spliced from 5 exons. Lineage: Eukaryota; Viridiplantae; Streptophyta; Magnoliopsida; Malvales; Malvaceae. Gene Ontology annotation, biological process: regulation of transcription by RNA polymerase II. Bases 401 to 2362 code for a protein of 653 amino acids. The record is from RefSeq and is a predicted model, not a curated record. Gene Ontology annotation, molecular function: RNA polymerase II cis-regulatory region sequence-specific DNA binding; DNA-binding transcription factor activity, RNA polymerase II-specific.